GGGAGGGGAAUGGGCUCAUCUCCCACAGAUCACAGGGCUUCAAGAAUAUCUCUGAUCAUAGCACUUGCUAUUUAGCCACUCAGUGCAAACCCCAACAGUGGACAGGUACAGGUGGACUUUACCCCAGUGAGGUAGACCCCUGAUUGGAACAUAAGUGAGUUGCAGCCAUGCAAAUCCCAGCUUAUAACUAUUUACCAUAGGGGCUUGGCUAGGGAGAUAAUCACACAGCUAGGGAGAGCACACACAGCUUAAGCCUGUUGGGGCUGGUGGCAGGGUGCUUGCAGUGAAAGGCUCUAGAACCUGGGGUUCAUUUCUCCCAUUAGCUCAAUAGAAGCUGUUCUGGCCUCUGUGGCUGUCUGUGGUGCCCAUCAGUUUCUUUGCUUCUAGUAGAUGCAGUUGGGUAUGGUAUUCACUCCAACAAGUCUGACAAUCAGCUCUGGGGCAUCUCAUGAUGGACCCCUUACAAUCCACAGUCACAUCUGGAAAUCGCACAUGCCGUGUGCAGUGGUAGCACGGUUAAAGUGGGCAACUGGAAGUCAAAGCUCCUGGAUGCAGCUCUCGGACACUGCUUGGCUGUGCAGCAUGUGGCAAAGCAUGAGCAGAAGUAUUUCCAAGGGAGUCCAGUUGGGUGGUCUGCAGAGGCUUGGCCAUCCAGCUGUUCAUGCUCAGGGGCAAAGGGGAUUUUCAAAGGAAAAGACAGGAAGAGCAAGACCUGCUCAUCACUCAGCCCUUGAAGAAUGUUAGAAGUGGGUUGGGGAGCACCAGUUAUUUCUGAGAUGACUUGCUGAUUCGCAUUGCAAAACCCUGGUGUCAACUGCUUAUACAUUUACAAGCUGUAACAAGAGCGAUCAGCAUCUGAAAUGUUAUCAUAAGACAUGAGCACAAGGUGAGCAAAUUUCAGGCUGUAUGGAGAACUCCAGUGCUGGCAUUUGCCUCACUUCUGAGCACCUAGCUUUUCAGCCUUAAUAAUAAUCUUUGGAUCUUGCAAUUUGGUGUAUAACUGAAGGUAGAGGAGGAAAGAACAGAGCAGUGAAGCUGGUUGCUGAAAAUUAUCAUGAAGCGGGAUAGACACAAGGAAGAAGACUGAGCUAUAAUCCUCAUUUGUGUCCAAGCUGAAUGGGUUUUUGUAGGCUGGGGGCUCUGUGACUGCCCUGAAAGAGUUAGUCAAGCUGGAGAGGGCUGUUACGGGAAGGCAUUUAUACUCCUCUGUCCUAUGAAGUGGUUUGAAAAUUGAACCUUUGUCUGGGCUCCUCUGCUUGGCAAGUGAUCUAUUGCAUGGAUUAGCUGAAAUACGUGCUCCUAGCCUAUAUUAUUCUUAUCUGUAUGGCUUGUGCCAUGCAGGCGGUCAGAAUGGAUGAUCUCAAUGGCCUUGUUGCUCCUUGCCACCUGUGAAUUGGUAGGCUGGGCUGUGUGUUCUCAUAGCUUACAGGCUGUGUCCGCAUGCAAGGUUUGGCAGCAGCAUUACCACACGUGUGCCUUUCUUAUCUUCUGGUGUUCUUGGCUGUAGCAAAGAUGAAAUUUCCUCAAGCUGGAAGAAUGUGGUUUUUGCCAUUCACAACAAAGCCAGCAAAGCAAUUCUGUUCACAUCCAUUCACGGCAUGGGUGCGAUAUGAUCUGCCAGUGCCUGCCUGUUUCAUAAUGACAGCGUGUUUCCAUUGAAUGUUGCUCUGUCUUGUGCAUGUUUGAAGCCACAAGUGGUUUAGUGGCUUUGUCAUAGCAAGGUUUGUGUCAUUGGUCCUCUACCAAUUUUAUUUUUGGCUUAGAUCUCAUGCUGCAAGCAUUGGCUCCACAGAGGGUGAUAGUGAGCAAAGGGAGCCAGCUGUGGGCAGUUAGGCAGUUUCUGUGUUCAGGUAACAAAGCAUCCAGAGAUUGGAGGACUCUUGCUAUUUUUUUGUAGCAUUGCUUUUUUUUUUCAGUGUCUCAGCAGGACUGUUGUCUCUUUCUUCUCCUGUCUGCUAUGAGGGAGCAGCUUCAUUCAUUUUAUUUUCUGCAUCCUGUCGUACUCACAACCAGGCUCCCCUCCUCCUGUGGAUGGUAAGGAACUCAUAUCCUGUCAAGAGGUGGAGCCCUUCUUCACUGUCCCUCUCCAAGGGGAAGAUCCUAUCUCUCCUCUUCCUCAUCAUUCCCUAACAGCAGAAGGGAGAGACUCUCCUCCAUUUCUUCUUCCUCACCGAUAGCCGCCUUCUUUGCUUUUUCCUGUUUCCCCUCAGCUGUUGUGAGGAUAUGACUCCUCUUUCUUUUUCCCUCCUCCCCCAGCUAAGCAGAGUGGCUCUUUCCAUCCCUUUCCUUCCUCUUCUGCAUACUCUGAUCGUUUUCCUCCAGGUCAGUCUUCCUCUCUCUGCAGUCACCUCUGGUGCUCUCAGCUUUCCCACACCAAAGUAAAACGUACCAGAUUCAGUUCUGUGUGGCUGUCUGCUGUGGUCUGAGCACAGUGAAGCAGUCCAGAGCCUGCGAAGUCUCAUUGAGGAAUGUGAUGGGCUGCAGGAGCUGUGUUCCAGAGACGCUCAGUGAGCAUAAGGAGGGAUGUGAUUCUGCAGUUUCAUCACUGCUCAGACUGCUGCAAGCAGCGGCAGGGGAAAUGAAUCAAGCCUGGUAGCCUUCGCUCUGCCGAUGCCUGCACUCACCAAGGAAAAGCUCCAAUUCAUCGCUGGAGAAUUCCUUUUGCAAGCCCUGCGUGUGCUGAUGUUGGACCGUGGCUGCCCCUCUGCUGAGUCCUUCAUCUUUCCUCAGGCCUGUGUUGAAAUCUCAUUGUAUGAAGACUGUGUCAGAAGGCAGCAUGUCUCACUGAUGGAGUCUGAAGAGACCAGUGAGGGAAGCCUGGCUUCCCCAGGAACCAGCAGCCCCAGCAAAGAAAGCCCUGAACCUCUGCCAUCCGGAAGGGGACAACAUACCACCACUGAGUCUGUCAUGAUGUGCAUUGGGCUUUCUGCCUCUGCCCUCAUUCCCCAGGACCCUGUGAGCCUCCUUUCUGCUGAGCAAGCAGCAGAGAUGUGGGACAGAUCCCCCAACCCUGUGGAAGAAGUGCCAGCAGAGCUGGAACCAGAGGAGGGAGAUGUCAGGCACUGGGAAGGAUUCCUGGAGCGGGAGGGAGAUCCUACAGUACUAGAGACGACUCCACUGGAGAAGGAGAAAUGGGUCCAGCCUUUGAACUCUGACCAGGGAAAGUUAGAACACCCUGAAAGCAGCCAGUAUUCUUCCUCUCCCAACCCAGUUGUGGGGGUGCCAAGCCCUACCCUAGACACCCAUGUUAAAUGUCCUCAGGACCAGGCACAGGUCUGGGCAUCUCUUGAUGCUGUCCCCCAGGUACAGCAUGAGGAAAGCUCUGCGGCAGAAACUGUUUGUGAUCAGAGGGAACCAGCCACCAAACAUUUCCUGGUGUGUAAGACCAUUUCAGAGGGUUGUUACAAGACUGAGCCUUUGCAUGAUGGUAUUAUGAGGGAGCCCCUGAAGCAGACAGAGGCCGUAAGUGGGAUCAGCAAUGAUCCUUUACCAAGGGCAAAAGAAGCAAUAGGUGAGGACCCUUUUCCUGGGACAGAGACAGUGGGCAGGAUGACACCCAAGCCUUGUAUGGAUAAUGGUGACAAGGGCCAAGAAUUCCAGGGAGGGGAAGAUCCUUCCUCUCCACAUCACCCACCUCACACUUUCUCGGGGAACAGCCAGGGAAAGACACAAUUGACUGGGGAAAACACAGAAGGAGAGAUAGGGAGCAAUUCUUCAAUCUCAGAUCAGGGAGUGGAAAUGGUUUCUAAGCAAAGUCCCUCUGGUCCUAUAGAACCCUGCCCCCAAAAGGAGGAGGAAGACCAUGGUAGAGUAGAAGGCAGUAAUACUGAAUCACCAAGACAAAGCAUCUCCCAGGCAAGGACUGCUGCAGAAAAUAUGGAAGAGGUGGAUGAGUCCCAGCAUGAGGAGCCAGAGCAGGGGGAGAUGAAAGAGGAGCCUGAACUGAAGCAGACAGAGUUGCAGGAGCAAAUGCUGGGAGAGGAGGAGCAGCCUGAUAUGGACUCACCAGAACAGGAGUUGAAAAAUGGGGAGGAUGGAGGAUGGAAUAACGUGGGCCAGGAGCCAGGGGGGGAAACAGUGGAGAUAGAGGCUCCACUGCAAGUAUUGAGUCCAAGGACACAUUUAGUCUCCCAGCCCAAAGUGGAUCUCCACAGUUUGGGAGACAGCAUUUCUUUGGCUGAGGGGAUAGGACCAGCCCUUCCUUCUGAGGAACCUGUCUCCCAAGGGCAGCUCCUGUGUGAGGGUAUAUUGUCAAAGGCCUGGGCAGAAGCCCAGCCUGAAGAAGUGAUGUCUGGUGAUCUGAGCCCCGUGAGCAGGAGUCCCCUGACACAUUCCCACACCUGCCACAUCUCUGAGCAACUGGAAGGCCCAGGGAUCUCUGGCACUUCUAGCUGCAUUUCUAUUAGCAGCCAAGACUGUGGAGAAACCACUCAGGAUGACAGAACCAGCAACAGCAAGGACUGUCACUGCAGUGGAGACAGGCCAGACCAGAGCUUUGCUGAUGGAGGAGAUAUGCCCUUCAGUGGAGAAGCAAUAUCCCCCAGAGGUGCAGAGAAUCUGGACUCUUCCAGGCCCAUGCAUCUUUUUUCUGAUGCUAAAAAGGUAGAGUCACCUAGCCCUACAGAUCUCCAUCUUGUUGCAGAAAGCCCAGAGAUUCCCAGACAUCAGGAUCUCACUCCAGCCUCACCCUCAGAUCUCAGCGUGGCAGCAGCACCCACUGAUCUAACUCAGGAGGGUGGUGGUGAGAAAAGAGCUGACCAAACAAAGCAGGAGAUGACUAAGCAGGCUUCCUGUCUGCUGGACGUGGUGCCUGGUGAAGGAGCCCCAGCAUCUGCCAGCACAGUAGAUGCCCAGACUCCCCAGAGGCUGGUUACCUCUGACAAAGCCCUUCAUGAAGAGCCUGGCACCCAAACUUCCUUCUUCACAGCUUCCAGACAUCCCCCUUCUGGGCACAGCCCGACCAAGGAUGGCAAGUGCACAGAACCCACCCCUUCCCCUGCAGAUUCGGUACCCCUGGAAUCACCCCAAACACUAGACGGGGCUCCUGCACCAUUGACCUGUCAGGAAAACCUCCAGCAGCCCCAAAAGUCGCACUCCAGAAUCUUUGUUUUCCAGGGAAAGGAAACAGGAGCAAACAUGGAUCAUGCAGUACAACAUAGCCCUUCAUUAGAUCAGUCUCAUUCGAGCCCAGACUUGGAAGAGGCUAUAUCCAGGACCCUCGAGGCCCCAAACACUGUCUUCCAGCCCUCUGAAGAAACAGUGGUCUUUGCCAUGGACCAGCAAGGACAGCCACCAUCUCUAGUGCAUGACACCAGCCUUCCCCUAGCUCCUGACCCUGAUGUUACCCCACUUCCCCAGCCUCCAUCCCCUGUGACUGACUCUACCCAGUCCUCAGCCCUUGAGUCUGAUACCAGCCCCCCUGCCCUUAUACUUGACACUGACCCACCAUUGCUUCCCAUACCCAGGUCCAAUCCAUCUCUAGCCUAUACACCAGACUGUGACCACUUACCAGGCACUGAUCCUAGUGCCAGUCACCCCAUGCAAACUGUAGUCUCUGUGCCUGAGGACGACAACCUUGGUUCAGCCUCUGACUUCAACAGAGGUGAUGGAGUGGAGAAGCAGCCCCUCAUGACCAAGAAAGAGGAGAUGAUGAAGCUCCAUCAAGAUUUCAGGGACUCAAGGAGACAGGAUGUGGGGGCCACCAGUGACUUGCAGGCAAGCCUGUUGGCUAGGAACUCAGAUUUUCCAAUGUGUGGAAAUGAGGUCUCAGAGGUGUGCUCUGAUGACAGCCGUGCAGCGGUGGAAAUGCACGAUGGAAAAUCCCCCCCAGACUGUGUCCCCACAGCCUUGCCGAGAGCCCAGAGAACACCUAGAGACACUCUGCCCAGAAAUUUGGUACAACCACUUCCAGCCCUAGCAUUCACCAACCCAAUCCAUUUUCUACAGUUCAGCCCUCCAUCCCCACCAACCAUCAGGACCCUAUACCGACAAAAACCAGUCACAGGGGAGCCACUGUGGGACCAACAACUGGAUAGCACCACUGGAGAAGAUACCAGGAGCACUCCCACUCCUGCUGCCAUUAUGAAGACAGCAGAGGGUAUGAGGCCAUGCAGACAUAGGGUGGUCGGGCAGGGAGAGUUGCUCCCCUCGCUGGCUCAGCAGGCGGAGGAAGUGACUAGGCACAUGCCCUUGGAAAAGUCAUCGAGUUGUCCAGAAAAAAAAGUCAUCAGGGUAGAGAUGCCAGAGCAGAAAGUCUUGGUUAAACUCCGAGCAAAAAGCAAAGACUGGCACCGGCAGGGCUUGAAGCGGGUCUCGGGACUGGCAGACAGCUUGCAUCAUGAGGAGGAAGCACCCAGAGUCCAGCCAGUCAGCUCAGAAACGGUUCUACUCCGGGAGAAGAAACCCAUAGACACAAGGGAGCAGUUCAGGCACCGACAUUCAAAACUGAUCAACUCCUCAAGGUUACUCUACCAGGAGUACAGUGAUGUGGCUCUGAACAAAGCAAUUCAGAGCCAGAAGAGAGCAGAUUCUUUGGCAGAGGACAUAGAACUGAGCUCUCCCAACUCCCCAAGGUUACGGAGGAAAGUGCUCUGUCCACAGGACUCGUAUCUGCAGCGCCUCUCUGUUUCGUCCAAUGCAUCUCUCUGGCAGGACAUCCCCAUGGUCCGAGGGAGCAGGAUGCUAAUGAACAUGUCCCGUGAAGAUCAGAAGCUACAAGAGGCCAAGUUUGAGUUGAUCAUGUCUGAGGCUUCAUACCUUCGCAGUUUGAACGUGGCAGUGGAUCACUUCCAACGAUCACCUGAGCUCCAGGCAGUCCUUUCCAAUCAAGAACGCCAGUGGCUUUUCUCUCGCCUCCAGGAUGUGCGUGACGUUAGUGCCAGUUUCCUUUCUGACCUGGAGGAGAAGUUCGAGGAGGACAUGUUCACCUUCCAUGUGUGUGAUGUGGCCCUGAGGCAUGCCCCAGAGUUUCGCCGGGUGUAUCUGCCCUACGUGACAAAUCAGACUUACCAGGAGCAGACCUUCCGGAGGCUUCUGAAUGGAAAUACAGGGUUCCAGCAAGUCCUGGAGAGACUGGAGAGUGACCCAGUGUGCCAGCGCCUCUCCCUCAAAUCCUUCCUCAUCCUCCCCUUUCAACGCAUUACCCGGCUCAAGCUCCUCCUGCAGAAUAUAUUGAAGAGAACACGGCCUGGCUGUGAGGAAGAGGUGCAGGCCACACAGGCUUAUGAUGCACUUGAGAAGCUCAUCAAGGACUGCAAUGAGAACGUCCAACGCAUGAAGAGCACAGAGGAGCUGAUCUACCUCAGUCAGAAGAUCGAGUUUGAGUGCAAGAUUUUCCCACUGAUCUCGCAGUCGAGAAGACUGGUGAAACGCGGGGAGUUGAUGGCACUGGAUUUCAACAGCUUGAGUACAAAGUGGAAAGUCACCACACGCCCUAUGUACCUGCACCUCUUCAAUGACUGCCUGCUCCUGUCUCGUCCCAAGGAGGGUGGGCGCUUUGUGGUGUUUGACCAUGCUGCAUUCUCAGACGUGCGCGGGGAGAAGUGCGAGGUGAAGCUGCAUGGAACAAACAAGAAUGUUUUCCGUCUCUUCCUGCUUCAGAACAACCAGGGGAAGAGAGUGGAAUUCCUCUUCCGCACGGAGACACACAGUGAGAAGCUGCGGUGGAUCUCUGUCCUGGCUCCACCACGAGGAGAACCUGAUCUCUUAGAAAGCCCAGAUGCACCCCAGGUUCAAUGCCUGAGGGCAUACAAAGCCAGGGAGAAUGAUGAGCUGUCCCUAGAGAAAGCUGAUAUCAUCAUGCUUAUGCAGAACAGCAACGACGGUUGGAUGGAAGGAAUAAGACUUUCAGAUGGAGAGAGAGGCUGGUUCCCCUCGGACUACGUGGAGGGGAUAUCCAGCAAACAUGUGCGGCAGAAGAACCUGAAAGAGGAACAGCGUGUGAAGAAUGCCAAGCAGCAGGUCUUCUGCCAGAAAUAAGUCCCUUUUUCCCAUACAGAUCCCUACCAUCUCCAUCACAUGGAGAAGCCAUGUUUCCUUAGUACGCUUCAGAACACGUGCACUUUUGCCAAGAUUGAAAGUCAGCAUUAGUUGCAUCAAACUGCUAUUACCAAAGAAAGAAGGAACCCUUGUGAGGAGAAAAAAAUAUAUAUAUAUAAAGAUCGCUUCCUUUGGGUCAUCAGGACUACAGAAGCAGUAGAAGAGGGGGAAGGGAAAGGCUGCACAUAUUGCUUACGUUGUGCCAAGAUGGACUGUAAUCAAAGAAACAAAGGACUGCCUGAGUCAGGACUCCUGGAAACCUAUUCCCAGCAUUGCUACUGACAAGAGGCAUGACCUUAGGCAAGUCAUCUGAGAACUCUGCCUCAGUUUCCCCAUCUGUAAAAUGGGGUCAAUACUUACCUACCUCACUGGAGUUUGUGAGGCUAAAUUCAUUAGUAUUUGCAAAGCGUUUUGGAGUUCCUGGAAAGUAAGGCAAUAUAGAAGUGCAAAGCACACUGUAUUUAAGAGUUGGGAAAAGCUUUACAUUUUCACCCUCUUUCAGGUCCUUUUAGGUAGUCUUGAUUCCCACAUGAUGCUGCCCACUUUGAACAAUUCAUCUAUGUAAUGGGCGAAUUUUUCUACUGAUGUAAGUAAGUAGGUGCUGUUCUGUUGGCUUGAAACAUGUUCUGUGCACUUGUGCCAGUAAGUUUCAUUGGCUUGUCAUUUGCUGGGUUUUUUUCUGGCCAGCAAGAGGGAGAAUUUUUUCCCCCCCGAGCAGUAUUGUUGCCUUCUUUUUGGCAAGAUGCUUUUCUUUCGUGAAAGCGUUCCAAAAUGACAAGAGAGUUCUGGCUGCUUUACUGAAGAUUUCUUGAAGAAGUCUCACUUGCAGGAAGUGCUGACCACCCACCUUCAAAAAGUGAGUCCCUUUAAGGCGUCUCAAGUUGGACCAGUGGGUCACUCAAACACUCGUCUUUUUUUUGCUUUAGUUUUAACUCCUUGGCGAAGGCUUUGUUUUUAGUUAUUGGUACGUGCCCUGCACAAAAUGACCAAGGUUAAGGGAAGUGGAACUGCAUUGCACAUACAUAACCUAUGACAGCCGAUGCGGUACUCCAUGCAACAUUUUGCACAAUUCAUAAGACACAUGGAAGUAGUCAGCCACCACAGAUUUUCAAAAACUGCACUUUGUCGAGAUUUUAUUCCUGUACAGGCUCAUCUGGCUCCAAGUACAAGUUUGUGUGCUGUCCUGCUUUUCUGCAUAUUCUGUUUGUGGGUAAACACUGCUUCAACUAUACUUUUUUAUUUUUUGCUUCUCUGUUAAACAGGAGAACGGGGUUUUGCAUUUAAUUAUGUUAAUGCAAGAUCAAGACUGAGAAUUUAAAACACACCAAAGACAGAAAGCAAUAUGCUUUCUAAUGCAUUCUAAUAUAUUUAGAGAGUAAUCUACUUUGCUGUUUCUGGCUCUUGGUUUUUUGUAGUGCCCUUUCUGCCUUUAAAGAUCCUGUUUAUAACGUACCAGACACAGCUUGUUUCAGCCUGUGUGUCAGUUGUUUAAGCUGGAUUUAAAGAGAGACAGAAAAAAAAUACUUAAGAUGCUUUUUAGUCCUAAUAAACUCGUGCACUUCUCUCAUUAAUAUAUA
This is a messenger RNA of Gavialis gangeticus (Gharial), 9614 nucleotides long. It is a transcript of the gene ARHGEF5, whose product is annotated as Rho guanine nucleotide exchange factor 5. Bases 2611 to 7977 code for a protein of 1788 amino acids. Gene Ontology annotation, biological process: activation of GTPase activity; intracellular signal transduction. The transcript is spliced from 15 exons. Gene Ontology annotation, cellular component: cytoplasm; nucleus. NCBI's taxonomy places the organism in Eukaryota, Metazoa, Chordata, Crocodylia, Gavialidae. The record is from RefSeq and is a predicted model, not a curated record. Gene Ontology annotation, molecular function: guanyl-nucleotide exchange factor activity; protein binding.